UUAAAAAUCUCAAACUUCCUCUCAAAUUUUAAUAGACUUAGCAAAAAUAUCUUAAAAAUUCUUCAGAAAAUAAAACCAAAAGUAUAACUCUAUGAUGUAAAUUUUAAGAUAUAGCAUCAAAUAAACUAAUGUUUAGAAAAAAUUGGAGUUCAUUUUUCUCUUGACUUUUAUGAAUUAAUAGUUAAAUCCACGAGACUUUUUUGAAAUAAUAGUUAAAUGCGCCAAUGUAUGUCAAUAAAAAAAUUUAAAUAUUAUUAAAAUAUGUUUAUUGAAACAAGACAAAGAUAACCCAAUGUAUAAACUAGCUGAAAAUAUGGUCUGCACUGAAAAUAAAAAAACUAAAAUUACGUACCCUAAAACAACUGAGUUAUGAAAAAUGUUCAUAAUAUUCUUAAACAUCCUCUGCCACCAAAUAUAGUCUCUUACUAAACUCUGUAAAUAUGUAAUUGUCCCCUAACUAUUUUAAUCAAUAUACUUUAUUUGGCAUUGUAAAAUAGCAAUUUACAAGAGAACUAAUAUAUGGCACAUAUAUUCCAGACUAGAGAUGACCCAAAAUGGCUAACCAAAAUCAGACCAACAGACCCCAUUAAACAAAAUACAGACAAACAAUAAAAAUUUCAGAUUUGAUUUUCCAGAGAGGAAUAUUUGAGAAAUUUAGUAGUAAGUGCAAACAGAAAUAAAUAAAUCAUUAAUGAAAUAAUUAAAAACUAAUCUUCCAAACAUAAACCGCAAACUGCAACAACCAUGGAUACAACAGCAUUAUGGAAUGUGUAAUAUAUAUUUUAGCAUUAACAACACUUCCAAAUCGUUUUAUAAACAAUACUGUAAAUAACAUAUACAUGUACAUAUUGUAUUUUUUAUAACCAGAAAUUAAAUAAUUUAAAAUUUCACAUACUUUAACAUCCUGAUAUAAAUGAAUUGUGUACCUUCAUUUCAGUUUCAAGCCGCACAGCAGACAAUCUACAUCAUGGAAACACCAGAAAUCAGGAAAAACCCAACAGAUGCUAAAGAAUAUGCUGUUACAAAUGUUCUAUCAACCACCACAGCAUUCAACACAAGACACGAACUCUACCUAACCAUCAAACAUCUCGAAAAAAUCAAAAAGUCAACUGGGAAAUGCCUACUCAUAAGAGGUUUUAGUCAAAGAGAUGAUCAUUCCAUAAGGAUAACUGACACCACCAUUGUCAUGGAUACUGCUAUGGAAAAGAGUAUCUCAACUGAAAUCAUCAAAAAACAUAUUGAACCGGACAUAUUAUCAAUUGCUGAAAUCAAGACAAAGCAAAAAGGAGACAGAGUUUCUGUCAAAGGCCAUGUAGACAAAAUUACCAACGUCUUGGAGACAAAAACAUCGAAAAGGAGAAUCAUCACAUUAUCUGACCAAACAGGAUCCCUUGACAUCAAAAUGUGGGGCUCUCACGUCAACAAACUUACCAACCAAUACGAUGAUGUAACUAUCAUAUGCCUAACAGUGGAUCUGUACAUGGGAAGAGUUUCACUAAACUCAAAUACAUCCACAACACUGCAGGUCAUGCAACAAGAGCAAUCAAUUCAUGGCAAAAUUGAAGCAGCCUCCUUUGAAAGAAAUCAAAUGUCAAUAAUGAUCAAUGACAUCAUCUAUAACUUGACUGAAGAGUUGAUGAAGAGAAUUUUCCCAGAAAUGAACUUCAUCGACAAUAUGAGAGUGUCAAUCAAUGUCAAAGGAAACUCCAUUGUUCAAAUCAAUAUGGUUACAGCAGAAAAUGACUGGGAGCUACAGCUAGAACAACACGAAUGAAAACUACAAGGAACAUUUCAACUGUACCAAACAUAACUGUAUUACAUUUGACAAAAUAAUGUCAAUUAUUUAUGCCUUGUGCUUCCUAACUAGACCUGGUUUUAAGUUUGACUUGCAGGAACAAGAUUUGUUUUCUAUAUUUUCCUUUUUAAGUUUUACAUCUGAAGCUUCUGUUUUAAAUUAGACCAAACCAUUAACAAGUAUGGUUUGACUCAAAACCAAGUUUGGUUUUAGAGAUUUUGUUAUCCCUGGAUGUAUAAUAGGAUAUAGAAGUGAUUAAACAAAAGGAAUCAAAGUUGGACAAAACCAUGGAAUUUGACUGUAAAAAUCAGAGAAUUUUUACAAUAUUUUAUCUUCACAUUAUUAACCAAAAAAUGACAAUAUCAAUUGGGUAAAUAUAAAAAACUCAUAUAACAACCAUUUGUUUCGUAGAUUUAUGAUAUCUCAAAUUUACCACUUCAAAUUAACCAUACUGUUUUUGACAAUAGAAUGUCAAUACCUGAUUUCUUGUGCUUUCCUAUUAGACUCAAUUUAGCAUAAGCUUUGACUAAAGCAAAAAAAUUUAGUUUGUAGUUUUUCUCAUUUCGUCGAAAGUUUUGUUUAAAGUAAGACAAACAAAGUUAUUAAAUGUAAAUAUUUUAUUACAAUUUCCAUCGUUUGUAGAUUUUAGAUUUAUAUUUUUAUGUUUCUAAACUGAGAUACAUUUUACCAUCUCUUCUAAUCCACAAAAAAGACUUCCAUUUUGCAGUUAAAAAAUUCCAGUUUGAUCCUGAUUAUAGAUUUUAUACAACUUUUCAUAUCCACAAAAUAUGCAUUUUAAAAAAAAUCAAAAAUUGCUUUACUUCAUUUGCUUAUCUGUACAGACACUAAAGUUUCUGGGAAAAAACCCAUUUUUCCCCAUAUAUUUAGAAAUUCCAUAAUAUAGAAGGAAAAACAAGUCUAUAUUAUUAUAAUGUUCUAACAUUCAAAUUGCCUACCAUAGACUAACUGCAACUGUAUAUCGCAUGUCUUUCCCUUUUUUAAUUUUUUUCCGUCCAAUUCUGCUUAUAUUAUAAACACAUUAUACAACGAAAAAAUUGUUUACAUUUUACAAAACCUCAUUUACCAAUUGUAAACUGCUUGUAAAUAAAAACGAACGUUCAUUUUGUAAUGUGUUCAUGUGUAUUUGGAUACUAAUUUAUAUCAUGAUCUCUAUCUACAUAUUAUGAAAUGCAACAUAUCUUUAAUGACAGUAAACUUGGGUAGAACGGGAUAAUAUCGACCACCGGUCAAUUUCGACCACAUUACAAAAACUCAACACAAGGAUUCAUGGAAGUGUUUAAAAAACGUAUGAUGUUUCCGGAAUUACAACAACUCAGACCCCAAACUUGUUUUGCAUUUAAAUUAUUUGAUCAGAAUAAUAGUUUUCUUAUUUAAAAUUCCCGUUUUUAGGACGCUUGCUUUCACGUCGGCAAAUACAAGAGAGGCAACUCGUGCCACAUUGUUGACAUUUCAUAACUUGUAUCAAAAUUCAAAAGUACGUAUCAAAUUAAAACUGUUCUAAUUUCUAUGUGCAUGACUUUAUGUUACAGAUUUUAACUUUUUAUCAGUCGAUUUCCCUUAAAAUGCACACCUUUUACCCGCAGAAGUUUGGUCGAAAUUGACCCGCAUGGUAUUUAAUGACGCGCAUCAAUUUCGACCACUUGUAGCCACAAAUACAUCAGACAUCCUUGGUUUUCCUCGUAUCAUACGUCAUUUAUGGUCCGAAUAUAAAUAAUUUAACUUGAAUUAAAAGCUGCAGGUUUUCCCCAUGCUUAUUAUUUUGAAAGAAAAUUAAAGAGUUUGCUUAAAAACAUACAGAGAAGAGGAUAUUGAUCACAGUAUCAGUGGGGGUACUAUUAUCGUGCCAACACCAACUGGAACUUUGGCUUUAAUUAAAAGAAAACUCGGAUUUUUUGUUGUUGGAACAAAAUAAAAAUAUAUUCUGAUAUGGAUUUAAUUUAUAUUACAAUGAAUUCGCACCUAACAUAUUAAUCAUGAGAUAAAAUCAUGCAUUGAAAACUGAUUAAUACAUAGUUAA
Messenger RNA from Magallana angulata, 3833 nucleotides. RefSeq lists its product as uncharacterized. NCBI's taxonomy places the organism in Eukaryota, Metazoa, Mollusca, Bivalvia, Ostreida, Ostreidae. The record is from RefSeq and is a predicted model, not a curated record. Bases 914 to 1774 code for a protein of 286 amino acids. The transcript is spliced from 6 exons.